Molecule: messenger RNA, 1485 nt
Organism: Leptinotarsa decemlineata (Colorado potato beetle)
Lineage: Eukaryota; Metazoa; Arthropoda; Insecta; Coleoptera; Chrysomelidae
Molecular function (GO): protein binding
Source: RefSeq, a predicted model, not a curated record
UUCCCGAAACACAGAUCAAUUUCGCUGAUGAUCAUUCACUGGAGUCGAUAACUUUCUCUGAUCUGAAUUUCAUUACCCCUGUUUCCAGUAUAGAAGAUUUCAAAGUUUCUGCUAUAGAGACGUAUCUUGAAAAAAUCUGUGUUUGUCAGGAAGCUAUCGAAAUUGAAAAUUUGAGUGAAUUGGAGAAACAACUAGACUUUUUACUCACUGAAGAAACAUUUCAUGGGAGUAUAAGAGAUAAUAUGGUCUCAAAACUCCAGUACUUAAGGGAAACUAUACAAAAUCAACCAAACAUAAAAACGAAAAAAAUAGUUGUAGAUGAAUUGCUGGCGUGGAACAAUGAACAGCUCUUAAUGGACAUGCUCAAACAUAGCUUUCUUCAUCGCGAAUCAGAAAAAUUGACGACAGUGAAGGUUUCAGCAAUUUUAGGAGGACACAGAAAGGAGUUUUCUGCUCAAUAUGGACGCUAUGAAAAAAAUUGCAUCGAUUUUUUGACUGAAUGCAGCCUGGGUUCAGUGUGUAGAGUCAUUGAAUAUCUGAGAAGACGUGAUAUAAACGUGAAUGUUUCGGACUCGUUUGGUAACAAUGGCAUAUUUUACGCUGUCACAAAGUGUAGAAACGACAUGAUCCGCAUGUUAGUGAAUUUUGGAGGAAAUUUGGACCAGAUAAAUGAUGAAGGGCUCACCCCCUUGAAUUUGGCCAUUCUGAGUUAUUUAUCCAAGAAGUACAACAUAAAAAAUUGGGAAACUUCUUUUUUGUCUCAAGACAACUUAUUACCCAAUGAGCAAGUUGAUGUUAUGAAAUGGCAUCUCAAUGUAUCUUUUCUCAGUUUGAAUGCUUCAGGAGAGCGAGUUUCGAGUAACUCUAAUAGCACCCGGAAAAUGAAACCAGCAAAAAAAAUUACACUCGAAGACAUGUCAGGAGAUGUUGACAACAAUACGAAUGAAGAAACAUAUUUUUUCGAAGUGACAUGUAAAUCAUCCGAAGAAAGUCCGGAAUAUGUCAGAAAGAAGUCAGAAGCAAUUUCAGGCUGUUCCAUAGGUCCUGAUGAAUUUAAGGACGUUGAAUUUCCAGCAAUGGAAAGUACAAUCAACACUCUUUUAGAAUGUGGAGCUAAUCCAAAUGCGGGGGAAGCGCCUCUUCCGCCACUGAUAAUGUCAAUUUUCAGCGAAAAUUCCAAUCUCGUAAAAAAACUGUUGGAUGCAGAUGCAGAUAUCCAUGUUGUGAUAACUGGAAAUAAUUUAACAUGCUUUCACAUCAUUGCUGCAUCGAGUUGUACAGAAGAAAAUGCAAAUAUUUGUUCAUUACUUUCACAGUAUUCGUGCGAUCCUAAUGCAAAGACAGAUAAGGAUCACUGGCCUGAACAGAAACUCAGGAUUCUGGGUGAGAGUAUGUUCUUUUAUUUCAUUUCUGAAUGUCAUUUGUAUGAAAAACACUUGUUUUACUUUUCGAUAUGCAAUUUCUAUCACGGUUGAAGAUAUUUUA